AUGUCAAGACCCAGAUUUACGGGUGAACCCAUCGCACCACCAGAAGUUAGCACUGAUCCAAUAACGCCUGAAUCCAACAAUCGCAAUUUUGCGGGCAACACAUGGGUCAGACGAACACGCCAUAAAGAUGGGUUCACCGCUAAUCCUGAAUGGCCUAAUAAGCCUGAACCACCGUCUACCUCACCUCCAAUGUAUAAAAUGGUUCCUGCCUCUCCAAUUAUUGGAAAGCAGCCAACCGGUUUAGUACCAUAUCAGCUAUUUAAUCAAUCACUGUAUCCAAACAUGGUUAUAAAGAAUGAUCGAGGGAAGGACCCUAAAACAAGGUUCCCUAUGGCAAACUAUAUUGGACCACCCCUGAAUGUUCCCCCAGGGUCAUACAUUCCAGGACCCAUCUUCCCCAUCGCCAAUGUUGGAGUCGACGCGAAACCUAUGUACGAAAACAGGUUUGGAACCCCCUUCAUGCAAGGACCAUACUAUAAGGAGCCACCCAUUCACCCAAUUACUUGUAAGCAGCCACCAAUACACACACCCAAUAUGGACCACAUUGGAUUUGUGAAUCUUUCACAGGUUAAAGGCAUGAGUACUGGAACUAAAAGAAACUAUGAAACAAUGAGCGAGAUCUCUGACGAUCAAGAAUCCUCAGGAUCAGAGAGUGACAAAAAUGAAAGAAACGAUACCACAUCAAAACCCACCUAUGAAAUAAAGUAUUUCACACCAUUUUUACCCAAACCACCUGAAAGAUAUAAAACAGAGUAUGAUUUACACGAGUUGAAGGUCUUUCUCCCACUUGGUGUCAAGGCUUACCUGAAAAAUAUGUCUCUCAACCCCAAACUCUCAAGCUGUUUUGAGACUGGACCUGUUCGCAACGGGAAACUUGUUCUUCUUCUAGAUUUAGAUAACACGUUAUUACAUACUGCAUCACAGAGCAGAUUGGAUAUGCUGAACAUCGACACAAGUGAUUUUGUGGAUUCUUUAGGAGAUCCGGAAUUGUACACAUUUACCCUACCCAAUUUUGCCAAUGUAAAUUAUUACAUGAAGCUUAGGCCUUGCAUAAGGGAGUUCUUGCAAAUACUGUCCCUCUAUUACGAAAUGUCAAUAUAUACUAAUGCGACAAAGGAAUAUGCCGACGUGGUUAUCAGUAUUCUAGACCCAGACAGGUCCCUUUUUAUGGAUAGAAUAGUUGCAAGAAACAGUGUAGAUGAGAAGGAUUUGUUAAAAAGCGCUUCGAGGUUAUAUCCCGAUUUGGAUACCAGGUUCAUACUUGCAUUCGAUGAUAGAAGAGAUGUCUGGUCUGACAUACCACAUAAGCAGGUGGUAAGAGCAGAACAUUACGACUUUUUCGAGUCAUAUAUCACCGAGUUAAACAACAAUUAUUCUAGUUCACCAUCUCCCCCAAAUAAACAGACCCCAGAGUCUAACAGUUUUAAUUCGACGAUCAAUGUUUCCUCGACUAAUGGUGGGAAAACUACCAACGACUACACUUUCAACAUCGAACAGGAGUCUGAAAGUGACCCUGACGUCACCCGCGAAAAGGUCAGUAUUGUUGAUUACGACAGACAUUUAAAGUAUAUGGUUAAGAUUUUCCUCGAGAUACACAAGAGGUUCUUUGCGGACCCUUUUAACAAUGAUGUUGGAUCUAUACUAGAAUCAAUACAGAGUCAGGUUUUGAAAGGAAUUGGAGUUUUGCUUACCGGUUACAGGAAGAAUACAAAGGUUGUCAAUUCUGUUUUACACGCGGAUUGUGAACUGAGGCAAAAGGAAAAUCUUUUGGAGAUGGGUGCCUCGCUAGUACUGAGACUUAAUGAUUCUAAACUAACUCACAUUAUGGCUGGAAAGAACUGCACAGACAAUAUCACCAAAAGUAGAGACCCACAAUACAAUCACAUACAUAAGGUUCACACCCUUUGGCUCUACAGUUGCAGAGCAACUUUCAGUAAAGUAGAUGAGUCGUUGUUCAAAGUAGACGACAUAUGUAAAAUAUAUUCAAACGAGCCUCCUCAACUUCCUAAUAAAGAUCACUGGAAGUUUAUAAAUCCAAACGCAGGUUCUUUCAAGGACACCAACAAAAAUGAUAAUGGGAAAUCUAAGCAAGAGCUACCCACCAGGAUAUUUAUGGGCACUGGAGCAUAUAGCAACGGGACUGAAGUCCUUUCAUCAGUGGAAAAAAUCGUAAUAAGAUGGGAUCCUAGCAAGACCAAGCUUCUUCAAAACUCCAUAUCAGAUAAUUCCAGACAGAAUAAUAAGCAAAAGUCAGAGUACACACCAUUUACGAAUGCCAUAAAUCCAAAUAAAUAUGCAUUUUAA
Messenger RNA from Theileria annulata, 2304 nucleotides. RefSeq names its product CTD-like phosphatase, putative. Lineage: Eukaryota; Apicomplexa; Aconoidasida; Piroplasmida; Theileriidae. The record is from RefSeq and is a predicted model, not a curated record. The transcript has a single exon. The coding region runs from base 1 to 2304 and encodes 767 amino acids. Gene Ontology annotation, molecular function: RNA polymerase II CTD heptapeptide repeat phosphatase activity.